Acipenser ruthenus (sterlet) is the source of this 6055-nucleotide messenger RNA. Its product is annotated as RNA-binding protein 27-like. Gene Ontology annotation, cellular component: nucleus. The transcript is spliced from 21 exons. Gene Ontology annotation, biological process: mRNA processing. NCBI's taxonomy places the organism in Eukaryota, Metazoa, Chordata, Actinopteri, Acipenseriformes, Acipenseridae. The record is from RefSeq and is a predicted model, not a curated record. Bases 186 to 3281 code for a protein of 1031 amino acids. Gene Ontology annotation, molecular function: metal ion binding; RNA binding.
UGAUUGGUUUGUCAGCCUGCCAAUCAAACGGAAACCGCUCAUGAACGUAAAGCAGUUUGUCAGACCUGCAAGUUGCUAUUAGGCCUAAAGCUGCGACUACAAUUGAUUAAAUUUGACGAUGAAAGUGGGAUUAGAACAUUAUAUUCUUUAUUUAUAGUUGGCAUUUGAAAAUACGUUUAAAGAAAAUGAUAAUAGAGGACGUGGAAGCUCUGAAAUCGUGGUUGUCGAAACUACUGCAGCCCAUAUGUGAUGCAGACCCUUCGGCUUUGGCAAACUAUGUUGUAGCCUUAGUAAAGAAAGACAAACCUGCAAAGGACUUGAAGGCACUUUGUGCUGAUCAGUUGGAUGUCUUUUUACAAAAAGAAACAACUGGCUUUGUGGAUAAACUUUUUGAAGGUUUAACUACAAAAAACUAUUUGGGAAAUCAAGAUCAACUCGCAAAGGAGGCUGCAAAAGUGGAAAUGAAAACAGGAGGUCAAAAAAUGGAAGAAAAUAAAGAAGUGACUGUAAAUUUGGAGGAAGAGAGGGAUGGGAGAAGAAAGAAAAGUCCUUUGAGAAACCGUCCUGAUCCAAAUGAAAUGCGGAAUCGUGAUGACAAGAGAAGGGAUGAUCGCAAGCGAAGAGAUUGUGACCGGCAUAACAAGAACAGCGACCCGUACAGAGAGCGAUAUGAUAGGCGCAGGGGAACCAGCAGGGGGCGAAGCUUCAGCAGGAGUAGGAGUCGAAGUGGCAGCAGAGGGAAGAGUGGAGACAGAGAUCACAGCCGCGCAAAAGUAGAUCACAGGUUAAAGUUUGAGGCGGAGAGGAAUGAGCUGGAGGGUUAUGUCCCAGUGUCUAUGCCAACCUCGAUCUCCGGGCAGCAACAGCAGCAGCAGCAGCAGCCUCAACAACAACAGCAGCAGCAGCCGCCUCAACAGCAGCAGCAGCAGCACCAGCAGCAGCACCAGCAGCAGCCUCAACAGCAGCAGCAGCAGCAGCAGCAGCAGCAGUAUUCCUGUGGGGGCCAAGCUAUCCCCAGCACCGUUGCUGUGGUAGCACCUGCUCACCUCCCAGACAGCACCACAGAGAGCUGGUCUAACUACUACUCUAAACGCAACGAAGGCAAGCCAUUCAGCAGGAGCGCCGCUCAGAAACGCCGCUGCAGAGACUACGACGAGAGAGGUUUUUGUGUGCGUGGUGACCUGUGCCCCUUUGACCAUGGCAAUGACCCUUUAAUAGUGGAUGAUGUCACGUUGCCAACCAUGAUUCCUUUCCCACCACCUCCUGGGCUUCCUCCCCCUGGUCUUCCAAUGCCCCCGAUGCCAGGGAUGCCCCCUAACCUCCGGUUACCCAUUCCUCCACAUGGGCAGCCUCCACCCCCAGGCAUCUUCCCAAUGCCAGGACCACCUUUAAUCCCAACAAGUGCAAUAAAUAAUCGUGAACACUCUGGAACGAGUUCAGUUUCUACUCUUGCACCAACAGGAGUAGGACCAGCUCCUCCUCUUCCUCCUCGUCCUUCUAUACCUCCACACCCACAGUAUACAUUAGCAGAAUAUAACUAUGAUCCUGAAGCUUAUAACCCGGAGGCACCUGGUAUCACAGCCUCGGGUAGACCUCAGUACAGACAGUUUAUCCCCAGAAUACAGACCCAGAGGUCCAAUCUUAUUGGACUCACCUCCAGUGAUAUGGACGUACCAAGUUCAAGAGCUGCCAAUAUAGUUAUCCAGACUGAACCAUCCGCCUCGGCCUUGACGAAUAAUAAUUUAUCAAGAUUCAGUAGUGAUCAAGACAACAGGAAGAGGCCACUGGCUGUCACUGACGCACCUCCAACUAAGAAAUCCUGGCUGGAAAAGCAAAAUUUCAACAACCAGCAUAAACCUGGCUUUCAAAAGAAAAAUCAUUACGCCUACGCCAACACCAAGCUUGAAGUUCGCAAAAUCCCCAGGGAUAUCAACAAUAUUGCCAAACUGAAUGAGCAUUUCAGCAAAUUUGGUACUAUUGUCAACAUUCAGGUUGUCUUCGGAGGGGAUCCAGAAGCUGCUCUUAUACAGUAUACUGUGAAUGAGGAAGCCAGGAGGGCUAUCUCCAGCACGGAGGCUGUCUUAAAUAACAGGUUUAUCAGAGUGUACUGGCAUAGGGAGAAUAAUGAGCAGCAGCAGCAGCAGACACCCUCUCAGGCCGCUUCAGUAGUACCUCAGCAUGCCAACGUUCAUAAGGUAAUGAACAAGCUGCUGAACCCUGGGUCAUACUCUCUCAAUAAGAUGAAAACUCGACCUGGAGCAAUGGCUGUAAAUAAAGCUGAUCCAUUACAUACAGGUUUCAUCCAGACAAGUGCUUCAGCAGAGGUUUCACAGGGUUUGAAUACCUCUGCAAGUCACCUGAAGGCAGUCUAUAGCUCCUCAGUCAUGAAGAUGACUUCAAAGCCAAUGGCAAAAUCAACCAAAGCACUUGAAGCACACGAGGCAAUGAAGAAAAAGCAGGAGACACUAAAAUUGCAACAAGACAUGAGGAAAAAGAAGCAAGAAAUGUUGGAGAAACAAAUUGAAUGCCAAAAGGUGUUAAUCAACAGACUUGAAAAAAAUAAGAAUAUGAAGCCAGAGGAGAGAGCGAACAUCAUGAAAACCUUCAAAGAGCUUACGGAUAAGAUUUCACAACUGAAGGAUGAAAUAAAACCAAACUCCAGUACUCCUGUGAAGUCCACUCAGCCCAAGACGAAAAUAGAUGCACAAAAGGAACUUUUAGACGCAGAAAUGGAUUUUCAUAAAAAACUGAGUUCAGGAGAAGACACUACAGAUCUAAAAAAGAAGCUUGGUCAGCUUCAGGUUGAGGCUGCCCGCUUGGGUCUCAUUCCCGCAGGUCGUGGAAAGGCUCCCCCAGUCCGAGGUCGUGGGAGGGGUCGAGGGAGAAGUGUGCGGGGAAGAGGAGUCAUGAAUCACAUGGUGGUUGAUCACAGACCAAGAGCGCUGGCAAUACUGGGAGUCACUAAAGAAGAAAAAGAGGAGUUAAUGCCUCACUUUGUAAAAUUUGGGGAGGUUGAAGAGCUACAUGAUUAUGAUGCAACAAGUAUUGUGGUGACAUUCAGGACAAGAAGUGAAGCGGAAAAUGCUGCAAACCAAGGUGCAAGGUUCAAAGGUCGCACUCUGCAGAUAUCGUGGUAUAAGCCCAAGACUCAGUCUAUAUCCACAGAGCCAGAUGAAGAGGAGGCAAAGGAAGAGGAGGUGGGAAGCACUCUUUUGCCUGAGGAAGAAGAGGAGGAUGAUGACGAAGAGGAUGAAGAUGAGUCUCGUUCUUGGAGAAGAUGAGAGGAAAUGAUAACCUUUUUUGUGAAAAGGACUUUUUUUUGUUUAUUUGUUUUUUAAGAACAAUUUAGUUGUUCUUUAAGGCAGAAAUCAUGUAUUUUGGAACUGAGAGGUUGAGUUUUGAGAUCUUGGAUGCCAAAAUGAUUGAAGUAUCUGAAAUGGUACUUUUUUGUAAUAGACAAAAUAGGAAUGUGAGAAAAUGACAAAACUGCAAUCUUAAUUUCACGUCUUGGCACGCUUUUUGUGUUUUCAAAGAUCCAACCUCAAAAAAGAAUUGCGAGCCCCAUCCCUCAUUAUAAUGCUCUGUAUAUUCACGUAUUUCCCCUCCUGCUUACAUUUUUAGUUUGUUAAUCAGCUCAUCUUCCUUAUAAGAGUAUUGCAUUCCAGUAUAAUUCUCCAGUUCUAGUGCUUAGUUUGAAAUCCCUGUGUUAAGAAGAAAUGCUGCAGUCCUUGUGUAAAAUGUAAUUGUGGUCGUCAUUGUGUUUCAUAUACAAAACAAACAGACGAUAAAAGAAAAUGCACAAAAUGGACCAUAUAUAAAAAAUUAGAAUAAUCCAGGGUGUCAAAAUAAUUGCCUUUUUAAAAGAUUUUACCUCCAGGCCUGUGCUCAUCCAGAGCUUUCGCUUGUGUUUGGCAGGAACAGUAAGCAAUAAGGAAAAGUAUUUAAAUCCUUACAGGGCUUUGGACUGCUCCACUAAAAGAUUUUCACUGUUUCCUGGAAUAGAAAAAGUAGAAUUUUGCAGCGUUACAAACUCUGCACUGAAAAAGUUGUCCCAUUGGGUAAGCUGCUUACCUCAUGUAUUGCAUUUUUUUUUAAACUAAGACAGUGUUUGAACAUUUCUUAUGGUUUUGUAGCAAAAGCCAGCACAAACACUAAUGUUGCUAAAGAUAUUGAGAUAUAGAUCUCUUUUUUUUUUUUUUUUAAUAAUUUGAUCCACCAUAAAUUGUAUACCUUUCACGAUGCCAUCAAAAACGUGUUAACAUCAUGAAGGUAUUCCCCUGGCUCCUCUGAGCCACCUCACCAAUUCCUCAGUAAAACAAAAACCUGUACUUGCUAGUGUUAAAGAACCAAAAUAUAUAUAUAGUUUUAAAACAGUCUUAAAUCUGUUAUUUUUAAAAAGUACACCAGUAGAUCAGAGUUAAGAUGUACUAAUUUUUAGUAAAGUGAGAGACUGGUUUAACACCCCUCCAACUAAAAAGCAUGCUAAAAUCUGGAAAGGCAAUCUACAGAAAUGAUAUCUUCCCCCCUUUUUUAAAUAUAUAUGCAUUGACAGUAUAUGUACAGGUACACUUCAGAAUUGCAGGACUGUAGGUGCCAGUAUUUUUGGGAGAAAAAGUGCUAGACAAAACGUGAAUCGCCCCGUAUUAUAAUAAAUAUAAUGGUAGCCAGUGUAAGCUGUUUCUGUCAUCACCCAGAUAAUUAUCCAGCCUUCGUUUCUGUUUGUAAUUGGGGGAUCUGGAAUUACUAACAUUUGUAAACCUUUCUCACAUCCCUGUUCAAGAGUCUGUAUUAUUUAGCAUGGAACCAGCUAAAUGCAUCUGCUAUAGGCAAGGAGUGUUGUUUGAAUGUAAAUUUAAAACAUGUUUUGUUUUGUAUAUAAUUUUGCCUUGCUGUGUAUUAAAUUACCAGCAGACAGCUGCAUUUUAUAAAAUUCCUGUGUUUUUUUUUUUGUGUGUACAAAUGUUUGGGGGGAGAACAAGGAUAAGAAUAAUGCAGAUAAAUAUUUUUUUUAAAGAAUAGAUUAAAUGAAUAUGUUGGAGGUAUGUGGCAGUGGCAAAAAAAGAAAAAAUCCUGUGCACAUGAUUUCAACAGAACUCAACCUUUUUCUGUGCCCAGUUUUUGGAUACAGUUAUUGAAGUAACAUUGCAGUUCAUAACUUCACAGUAAUCUGCUUAAGAUGCAAGUAGAGGUUUUAUUUACCCAAGUAAUGAUGUCUUGGAGUAUUUGUAUUGUUACUUUUAUUUAAAGAAUAAAAUAUCACUUUGCUUUCUUUAGUAUCUGAACUCAGUAUUAUUCAGUAGAGUCACUAUUAAUUAGACUUAUCUAGCCUAGUGUUCUGUAUGAUUUAUUGAGCAGAGUACAAUACUACUGAAAGCUUAUCUUAAGUAAUUACUAUAUUGUUAAACUUAAAAUAUUUUCAAUAUUGUUUACAGAUAUGGUACUGAGUGGUGUACAAACGUUUGUUUACAGCCACAAGGCAUUUGUAGUGUUUUAAACCAACAUGUUUUGUUCUUUGUAGUGAAAAAACAAUGAUUUUCACAACCUAAUACACCACCUAUAUAUACAGAAAAUACUGUAUCUGUUUAGUUGUACAGCAUAUCCCAUUGUUUAGGACUUUAUUCAGGAUAAUACACCACUCAUAGAAUCAUCCUUUUACAUUUUUGGUGCUAAUAUUCUGUAGCCUUAUCACAAAGAUAAUUUUACAGUAGAAGCGUGUUUUGGGCCCUGUAAGUUAAUUGUUCUUUCAGUGGUGGACUGCAUUGUUUUGUGAAGUGAUGAUUGAACUGCAUGUUGAGCGACUAAGAAUCAUGUGAAAGGACCCUGCCAUUUCCCCCUUAUUUGUAGAAUAACAAACCAUGUAUUAUAGUUUUACAUACUGUUGCUGUGUAUUAUUACAUUUUGGAACUGUUAUUGGAUUUGUAACUGUUUAUACAUUGGGAUUUGUGAAUGUAUUUUGAUUUAUUGUUUAUAAUAUCAAUUUCUAACACACUAGCAUGUUCACUUUCCCAAUAAACAUAAUGGAAUGGUUUGAACAAGUAAAGGAUGGGGGGGGGGG